AGAGGAAGAGUAGAGUUGAAGAGGAUAGAGAACAAGAUAAACAGGCAGGUGACAUUUGCUAAGAGAAGGAAUGGGUUGCUGAAGAAAGCUUAUGAGCUCUCAGUGCUCUGUGAUGCUGAGGUGGCUCUCAUCAUUUUCUCUAACCGAGGCAAGCUCUACGAGUUCUGUAGCAGCUCUAGCAUGCUCAAGACACUCGACAGAUACCAGAAAUGUAGUUAUGGUGCUGUUGAAGUUAGCAAACCAGCGAAGGAGCUCGAGAGCAGCUACAGGGAAUAUUUAAAGCUGAAAACUAGAUUUGAAGCUCUACAACGAACUCAGAGGAAUCUUCUGGGAGAGGAUUUAGGCCCUUUAAACACCAAAGAGCUGGAGCAACUCGAGCGUCAGCUAGAGUCAUCUUUGAAGCAUGUUCGAUCCACCAAGACCCAAUAUAUGCUGGAUCAGCUCACUGAUCUUCAAAACAAGGAACAUAUGUUGCUUGAAGCUAACAGAGCUUUGACAAUCAAGCUGGAUGAAAUCAGUGCAAGAAAUCAUCUUCGAGUGGCAUGGGAAGGCAGUGAACAAAACGUAUCUUAUGGGCACCAACACGCUCAAUCUCAGGGACUAUUCCAGCCUCUGGAAUGCAAUCCCACUUUGCAAAUAGGGUACAACCCAGUUGGUUCAGACCAGAUGACGGCAGCAGCCACAAGUCAAGGCCAACAAGUAAAUGGGUUCAUCCCUGGCUGGAUGCUUUGAACAGCUGUGUGGCCUGAAUGACCACAAGAACAUUGAAGGUGUUUUUAUAAGUAUAUGCUUUUUGAUGUUGACAAUAUGUAAAUGGUUGAUUUCAUGUGCAUUUGUGUUUAAUUCAGUCAGUCAUAUGGACAUAAAGGCACAAGUGGUUGAAUCUGUGAGGCAAAAACCUCUAAGGUGUAAGGCCUUCUGGACAUGAUGAGGGCAUGUAAGCAAUUCAUAUGAUAUUGCACUUCUGAAAACUUGUUUGGAAACCUGUUUGGUGAUUUGCCAUUUGAACA
Molecule: messenger RNA, 1010 nt
Organism: Carica papaya (papaya)
Lineage: Eukaryota; Viridiplantae; Streptophyta; Magnoliopsida; Brassicales; Caricaceae
Product: agamous-like MADS-box protein MADS2
Biological process (GO): positive regulation of transcription by RNA polymerase II
Cellular component (GO): nucleus
Molecular function (GO): RNA polymerase II transcription regulatory region sequence-specific DNA binding; DNA-binding transcription factor activity; protein dimerization activity
Source: RefSeq, a predicted model, not a curated record